AGGGAGGGGGGGGUGGGGGGCGAUGGACUCCGGAGCCCGCCCGGGCGGCGGCGGCGGCCCCGGCGCGGGGCAGAACCGCGAGUACAAACUGGUGAUGCUCGGGGCGGGCGGCGUCGGCAAGAGCGCCAUGACCAUGCAGUUCAUCAGCCACCGCUUCCCCGAGGACCACGACCCCACCAUCGAGGACGCCUAUAAGAUCCGGAUCCGCAUCGACGACGAGCCCGCCAACCUGGACAUCCUGGACACGGCGGGGCAGGUACGGGGG
Pipra filicauda (Wire-tailed manakin) is the source of this 265-nucleotide messenger RNA. Its product is annotated as GTP-binding protein Rit1-like. NCBI's taxonomy places the organism in Eukaryota, Metazoa, Chordata, Aves, Passeriformes, Pipridae. The record is from RefSeq and is a predicted model, not a curated record. The annotation marks the transcript as partial. The transcript is spliced from 3 exons. Gene Ontology annotation, biological process: Ras protein signal transduction. Gene Ontology annotation, cellular component: plasma membrane. Gene Ontology annotation, molecular function: GTPase activity; GDP binding; GTP binding.